AACUCCAGACAGAGCCAGACGUGGCCUCGCUCUCUUGUCUGCUGGGUAGGAACAGGCUCAGCUGCUUUGCUGCUCUCUCUAAUCAGGGCUUCCUCUUCCUCAACAUUGGAGGACUAUAGACAAUUCUGGCCUAUUGGGGAGUGGAUGAACAAGACGUACCCUGGCCACGUGCAAAACCUCCUCUCUGGACAUCAUGGCCAUAGUGCAGACCCUGCCCAUCUCCAUUGAGUCUGCCUCUGAAGGGGCUGCCCAGCUCCACUCAGGUGCCUGCUCGCCCCCUGCAGCGAUGGGCAGUGUCAGUAGCCUCAUCUCAGGCAGGCCUUGCCACAAGGCCACGGCAGAGUUCGGCCCCUUCCGCCUGCCAGGAGGCGCUGGCUCCCAAGAGCCCCUGUGCCAUGGACUCCCUGCCAAGAAAGUCAGCUACGCGUAUGGUAGCGAAGAGGACUGGGCUGAAGACGUCUCUCCUAUAAGCCCCUGUAGUGACACUGAAGAGCUGCAGGAUGACAAGCCCCAGGUUGGCACCAUCCGUGGACCUCCCCCCAAGCUGGUGCCUGUCUCUGGGAAACUUGAGAAGAACAUGGAGAAGACACUAAUCCGCCCAACUGCCUUCAAGCCUGUCAUGCCCAAGAACCGCAAUCCCCCAGUGCAGGGGCACUUGGCGCUGCGUCCCAGCACCUCGGUGCUCUCUGAGAGCCAAGCUAGCCUCGCUCAGCUCUUUGGCGGCUCCUCCACAGGGAGCACUGAGAAACACAACUCCCUGAGCUGCCGCACGAGCUCCCAUUCGGGAACCAUGUCUGACUCGGGACGCAACUCCCUCUCAAGCCUGCCCACAUACAGCACUGGUUGCAGCCAACAAAUGGAGCCAGUCAACGUCUCCAUGGGCCACAUAAACCUCGACAGCCAUGGCAGUAGCAGCUCACGGGGCCUCGCAGGUCCUUCAAACUCAGACAGCGGCCGGUCGUCGUCAAGCAAGAGCACAGGCUCUCUGAGUGGCCGUGGACACCCUUCCUCGGACAGUGGCUCAUGCGGUGGGCGCUCACCUGUGCACAGUGGUGCUGAUGAAGCCCUUCUUGUCCAUGAACUUGAGGAGAAGCUGCGAGAACGGGAAGCUGAACUGCAGCAUUUGAGAGAGAGCUUGGAUGAGAAUGAGGUGGCCAUUUGCCAGGUGUACGAGGAAAAGCAGAGGCGCUGUGAGGAGGAGAUGGAAGAGCUGCGGCAGGGCUACACCGUCAAGCUCCAGCAGGCAGCGCAAAAAGCGCAGCGCAGCCAACAGGUGCUGCAGCUCCAGAUCUUCCAGCUGCAGCAGGAGAAGAAGAAACUUCAGGAGGACUUUGCGCAGCUGCUGGCAGAGCGCGAGUUGCUGGAGAAACGCUGUGCUUCCUUUGAGCGAGAGCACACAGAGUUGGGACCACGGUUGGAAGAGACAAAAUGGGAGGUAUGCCAGAAGUCAGGUGAAAUCUCACUACUAAAACAGCAGCUGAAGGAAUCUCAGGCAGAGGUGGUCCAGCGGGGCAACGAGCUGGUGCUGUUAAGGGCUCAGCUGAGGGAAGCACGAGCUGAGAUGCAGGCUAGUGAGGAGCAGGUGCUGGGGUUGCAGGAGGUGGCCCGCACCAAGGCCCUGGAGCUGGAAGUCUGUGCCAACGAGCUGGCAAGGCGCAAGAGCGAAGCAGAGCUGCUGCGCGAGAAGCUGGGGCGCUUGGAGCGUGAGCUGGAUGGACUGCGUAGUGCCAGCGGAGAUCUCUGUCCCCUGCUGGCUGAGUGCGAUGAAGCAAAGGCCCAGCGGCAGGCGGCAGACACCCUGCAUGGUUUGCGUGCCCAGGCUGAACGGCUGCGGGCCGAGCUGCUUUGUGAGCGGCGGCGGGGUGAGGAGCAGCGGGAGGCUUUCCUUGCCGAGCGCGUUACCUGGCAGAGCGAAAAGGACCGGGUCAUCCGCUACCAGAAGCAGUUGCAACAUAAUUAUAUCCAGAUGUACCAGCACAACCGCGACUUGGAACGGCAGCUGCGCCACCUCAGCCUCGAACUUGAGGCCCGGGACAUGGAUGAGUAUGAGAUGCACGGUGGGGAAGGAAUCUGCUUUGAGGAGAUUGCUGCGACUGAGAUCUGAGCGCGCCUGGCGGAGGCCUCGUAAAG
Messenger RNA from Euleptes europaea (tarantolino), 2130 nucleotides. It is a transcript of the gene LZTS2, whose product is annotated as leucine zipper tumor suppressor 2. Bases 194 to 2104 code for a protein of 636 amino acids. Lineage: Eukaryota; Metazoa; Chordata; Lepidosauria; Squamata; Sphaerodactylidae. The transcript has 6 exons. Gene Ontology annotation, biological process: negative regulation of canonical Wnt signaling pathway; cell division. The record is from RefSeq and is a predicted model, not a curated record.